AUGACUAACCUGUGCCGCAUAUUGUCUUUGUUUGGUGUUUUUUUGGCAGUUUACGGUCAAAACAUCGAAGAUGAUGUUCAUCACUUUACGAAUCCAGCGCAUGGCAACGCUGUCUGGAUAAUCGACGAUUCAAGUUUACCAUGGAAGGGUGGAUACAAAUUUCUGAGGUCGCUAACUGGUGCUCCCACCACACUGUUAUCCGUUGUUGACAGUUCGACGGGGGUCACUCUCGGACAGUGUAUCGCGCCGCAAGACUUUAACGAGAAUCACACUAAGAAGUGGGAAGACUUCCAAUGGAAGCUCACAUUGGCACACCUUGAAUGCACAUUUGGUGGUUCCAAUUCGACUCUCAUCCCAUUCAACAAUGGUGCUGGAACGCCAAGAACAUAUUCUGUUCGAAUUCAAGCAGCCACCGGCCCGUCUUGCCUUCGAGACCUCACCGUACAAGACGAGCAGCCAACGGGAUGUCCGCCACAUCUAACGCGUAACUCAUUCAGCGCCAACGCAUUCAAUUGCUCAUGCCCAUAUUUGAGUUCUGCCAUGGAAGACGGCGAAUCUGAGACCGAAGACAUCGACAUGCUUGCCAAUUCACCACAAUUCCCACUUUUCAAGGGAAUCGAACAGGGUAGCGGGGUCACGAAACCAUGGACACUUUCACCUUCGCCAUGUGCUCAACACGAGUGCUUGAACAAUGGAACUUGUUUGGUUUCUCAAGAGGGAACUGCUACUUGCCUUUGUCGCAAUGGAUUCACCGGUAAUCAAUGUGAGCUCGACGUGUGCUCCUCAGUGCCAUGCCAGAAUGGCGGCGUUUGCCGAUCAAAUGCUGGAAUUGCUUACUGUGAUUGCGCACCUAAUUUUACCGGUUUACUCUGUGAAUCGGGUCUCGAGGAAGGUGUGAGGCCAACAUGCAAUCCAGAAUGCUCGAAUGGCGAAUGCGUUGAGAAAAACGGAAUUGCUCAAUGCGAAUGCCGUCAAGGAUUUACAGGAUCCAACUGCAACGUCUUGGAUGUUUGUUUAGGGGAUGCUGCGUGCUCCAUGUUUGGACCAAAUGCGAAAUGCGUUCUUGACGAUAAUAUGGAUAACUUCACUAGCACUAUCUUGAUUAAUGGAACGUAUGAUUGCUACUGCCCACAUCCAAUCAACGGACAAUUUGUGGAUUGCAUGCAACUGCAUGCUCCAACUACCGGUGUGCCAACAUCCGGAGCACCAGCGACGUUCCCAGUAUUGGAAAUGUCCAAAAUCCCUAUUGCUUCUUCAACGUCGACUCCUAUCAUGGCUCCGGUAUCGACAAAUGUGCAAACUGAGCCAGUGCAAACUUCUCGAGUUACGGUCACCAGAGAGCCAAUGAGACCGAUUGAGAUUACAAUGUCCACGACGCUGCCGCCUCCAUUCAGUCAACACAUUAUUACAGCGGGUAAUGUUCAAACGGUUCCAACCACUAGUCAGACGCAAACAACGGAAACAUUUGCCACCGCGGAGACCAGCUUUGCUACACAAUCCCCAACAACAUUCAUUUUCCCGAACACCCCUGAAACAACGGCAAUUCCAUCGUCAAACUCUCCACAAACCAAAUUUGUGCAACCAAUGGUUCCUGACAAUGAGGAUCAUCGCGAGGAAGAAGAAGAGGAGGAAGAGGAGGAAGACACUGAAGAGCAAUUCCCAACUCCAAGCACAAUGAACAUGAUUCCAGUGAACUUCAUGACAACCACUGCUCAAACAACAAUGUCAUCAACCACGGUUGCUCUAGAGACGACCACCACCGAAGAGGAGGAUGAAGAAGAGGUGGAGGAAACCGAAACAACCAACAACGGUGACAUGACGACCGAAGUAACCGAUGAGCCGACCGAAGCAACGACGACGACAAUGGAGGAUACAACAACUGAAGAGUUUGAGGAUGAGUCCGAGGAGAGCCAAACGUCAACAACCGCCCAGACCGGGUUGCCAUUCUGGAUGACGUCGAGCACGACGAGUGAAAUUCAAGAGGUCACCACAAUGACCCCUGUUGUACAGCCAGAGGUGACAACCACGGAAGAGAGCAAGGAAGCACAACCCGAAGAGCCGACAGACGGCAACGCUGUGUUGAUGCCAAAGAACACUGUGCAAGUGACAACACCCGAUGGCGUGAUUCAUCAACAUUCGUCGAACGGAAAACAGUCGAGCGCAGCGGCGAGCUGGAUCAUCGCGAUAAUUGCCCUGAUCGUGCUUGGUCUGUUGUUGCUCGCCACUAGCUUGUUCAUCCUUCGCUACAUUCGACAAUCGCGUAAGCUUCAUGGCAAGUACAAUCCGGCUCGUGAGGAACACAACCUCUCGGCAGCCUAUGCCAUGCCGAUGUCCCAUAUCGCCAAAGAGGAAAGACUUAUUUAA
This is a messenger RNA of Caenorhabditis bovis, 2364 nucleotides long. The record is from the annotation of a GenBank genome assembly. NCBI's taxonomy places the organism in Eukaryota, Metazoa, Nematoda, Chromadorea, Rhabditida, Rhabditidae.